Procambarus clarkii (red swamp crayfish) is the source of this 1154-nucleotide messenger RNA. Lineage: Eukaryota; Metazoa; Arthropoda; Malacostraca; Decapoda; Cambaridae. The record is from RefSeq and is a predicted model, not a curated record.
UCUCUCACACACUUUCCCCAAGCUAGUUUCGCUUAAGCCUUACCAGUGUAAAGACGGUGGUGAUAAUCAUUAUAGACACAAGGAAAUACGUCAGUUAAGGGUGAUAUUGCUGUGGAUGAUGCUACCUUGUCCCAUGAGGGUUUGACAGUAGUGACGAGAGGGUGUUCUUAGUGAGCGAGCGUCUGAUGGGGGAGGGAUCUACCACCCGCCUAGGUAUUCACGGGACGGUUUUGGCGUGCGGUGGUUGGCACAGGCGGCGAGGAGGGGCUGGUGGCGGCCGUAGUGUGGCAGUCUAGCCCUUGACUGUGUCCCCGGCGGUCGCUUAUGUUCUCUCAUUCCUCGACAUGUUUUCCUGGCUCAGCAGAGAUGAUAUCAAGAAACGUCACUUACAGAUGUGUGAGUCGGUGUUGGAGGGCCUCAAGAUGGUCUACAAGAACAAGGUCCUGCCCCUCGAGUCCCACUACAAGUUUGAAGACUUCCACUCCCCUCCACUGAAUGACACGGACUUCGAUGCCAAGCCCAUGAUACUUCUCGUGGGCCAGUACUCAACUGGCAAGACUACCUUCAUUCGGUAUAUCCUGGAGAAGGACUUCCCGGGUAUCCGCAUAGGUCCAGAGCCUACGACGGACAGCUUUGUUGUGGUGAUGUACAACGAGAGAGACGGUAUUAUUCCUGGCAACGCCCUCGUGGUAGAUCCUAAAAAGCCCUUCCGUCCCUUGUCAAAGUAUGGAAACACCUUCCUUAAUAGGUUCCAAUGUUCGCACGUCAACUCCAAUGUGUUAAAAGGUCUCAGCAUCGUCGACACACCCGGCAUAUUGUCGGGAGAGAAACAGAGAGUCGACCGAGGCUAUGACUUUCACUCCGUGCUGGAAUGGUUUGCAGAGAGAGUCGACAGAAUUAUCCUGCUCUUCGACGCUCACAAACUCGACAUCUCAGACGAGUUCCGGUGCUUCCUCGAGCGUCUGAGAGGCCAGCACGACAAGAUCCGAAUCGUACUGAACAAAGCAGAUAUGAUUGAUCACCAACAGCUGAUGCGGGUGUACGGCGCCCUCAUGUGGUCUCUGGGGAAGAUCCUCAACACACCUGAAGUAGAGAGAGUCUACGUCGGCUCCUUUUGGAAUCAGCCGCUCAGAUACGACAUCAAUAGAUCGUAA